Molecule: messenger RNA, 909 nt
Organism: Closterium sp. Naga37s-1
Lineage: Eukaryota; Viridiplantae; Streptophyta; Zygnematophyceae; Desmidiales; Closteriaceae
Source: the annotation of a GenBank genome assembly
AUGGCCCAUGCUUCAAAUACCUCCGCUGCUGCUGGUGCUGCAGCAGGGAGGUUCGAUGCAAAGGGGGAGAUGGGGGCAGCAGGGGGGGCGGGGGCUGGAAGGGCAGAGGGGGGGGAGAUGGGGGCUCUAGUCGCGGAUGGUGCAGGCGCGGGGGGAGGAGAGGCUGUGGAGAUGGGGGGAUUCGCGGAAGGAGGGGUGGGGAUGGGGGGAGAGGAUGGAAUGGGGGGCAUGGGGGGCAUGGGGGGAAUGGGGGGCAUGGGGGGGACGGGGGGAAUGGGGGGGACGGGGGGAAUGGGCAUGGGGGGGAUGCUGAAGCUUGAGCCAGUGGAGGGUAUGGAAGGGGAGGAUGGGGAGAAUCUGGAUCUAGACGUGGGCAUGGAGGAGGGGGGUGGGGAGGAGGCGUUGGGAGCAGGGGCAGGAGGAGGAGGAGGGGGAGGAGGAGAAGGAGGGGCAGGAAGGGCGGGGGUGAGUGAGGAUGAUGAUGACAUGGCAGGCGUGGGCGGUGCUGCGGAGCUGGACAGUGACGGGAGUGACAUGGCAUUUCCGUUUGGCUCGGUUGAUCUGUCGGCCCCUCCUGCCCCUCCUGCCCCUCCUGCCCCUCCUGCCCCUCCUGCCCCUCCUGCCCCUCCUGCCCCUCCUGCCCUCCUGCCCGCCCUCUCCUCCCCCAGGCCCUCUCCUCCCCCAGGCCCUCUCCUCGCUGUGGGGAGACUUUUGAGCCACAUGCUGGGGCUGCUGCCGGGCUCUCCACCGUUCAUGAAUGCCGACGAUGCUGAGAUGCCAAUCAGCCCCACCUAUGCUUUCCCAUGCCUCCACUCUUCCCCUCCUGCCCCUCCUUCCCUUCCUGCCCGCCCUUUCCUCCCCCAGGCGGCCACAUGCUGGGGCUGCUACCGGGCUCUCCACCUUUCAUGA